Necator americanus (New World hookworm) is the source of this 5022-nucleotide messenger RNA. RefSeq lists its product as uncharacterized. The record is from RefSeq and is a predicted model, not a curated record. Bases 1 to 5022 code for a protein of 1673 amino acids. Gene Ontology annotation, molecular function: protein binding; calcium ion binding. The transcript is spliced from 44 exons. Lineage: Eukaryota; Metazoa; Nematoda; Chromadorea; Rhabditida; Ancylostomatidae.
AUGUUUAAUCAAUUUACGACCGCUAAGACCAACAGGAGAAAUGUUUGUCCACACGAAGAAGUGGAAAUAGUGACUGUUAAACAGCCAUGUGUAGAACGAUAUACAAAAUAUGUGAGGACAAGAAAACCUGGAUGUAAUGGACGAUUUAAAAGUUGUUCCGUGAGAGAACCGAAGACAAUCUACUUUCACACCUACAAAAAGGUGAAUCGAACACGACGACAUACGAUAGCCGAAUGUUGUCCAGGAUGGGUGCAUUUGCCGGGGAUGGACGGAUGUCAACGAGCAAACUGCACGACGGAUUUAUGUCAUAACGGAGGUACUUGCAUUCCUUUCCAAAAUGGAACUGAGGACAUUUGUCAAUGCGCUCCAGGAUUCACAGGAGCGAAGUGCCAGUACGAUAUCAACGAAUGUAUCGUGGAUAACGGUGGAUGUCAUCACGACUGUGUAAACACAAUCGGUACCUUCUAUUGCAGAUGUUGGGCCGGAUUUGAAUUGGAGGAGAAUGGCAGGCACUGUAAAGACAUCGACGAAUGUGCGAUAUCUAAUGGUGGAUGCUCGCAUCGUUGUGUGAAUUCUCCUGGAGGACAUCGUUGUGAAUGUCCUCCUGGAAUGCAGAUCAACUCUGGUGGAAGAAAAUGUGUUGAUUCAAACAGCUGCGCUGCUGACAACGGUGGUUGUGAUCAUAUAUGUGAAGAAAAACUGGGCAGAUUCUACAGAUGUAAAUGUAAACACGGCUACCGUCUAGGAGAUGACAAGAAAAAGUGUCAUCCCAUUGAUCCAUGCCUGGAUAAGAAAGGUGGUUGUCACCAUCACUGUGUGAACGAAAAUGGUCGAGCGAGGUGUCAGUGCUUUGCCGGAUAUCGAUUGGCCUAUGACAGGAAAACUUGUGUCGAUAUUGACGAAUGCACGGUUCAAAAAGGUGGAGGAUGUCAACAUGAAUGUGUCAACACCUAUGGGUCAUACAGAUGCCGCUGCCGUCCGGGUUUUACUCUUGCCGAAGAUGGUCGGUCGUGUGAUGAACGACUAACCGGUUGUCAAAUAGCAAAUGGUGGAUGUCAGCAUGAUUGCUACGAUCAACCAGACGGUGGACAUCUAUGUAAAUGCAGGGAUGGGUAUGAAUUAGCAGCUGAUGGGAUGAGUUGCAAAGACAUCAACGAAUGUUCAGUGGGGAACGGAGGUUGUUCUCAGCUCUGUAUUAAUCUACCGGGCUCCUUCGAAUGUCAAUGUAAACCGGGCUAUAUUAUGACGUAUGACAGGAGGACUUGUGAAGACAUCAACGAAUGCGUGUCAAACAACGGUGGAUGCCAAAGUUUGUGCACCAAUACACCAGGAAGUUAUGAGUGCGCUUGUGAGGAUGGCUAUCGGUUGGCUGAGGACGGUCAUUCAUGUUAUGAUAUAAACGAGUGUCUCGUAAACAACGGAGGAUGCAGUCAACUUUGUCGCAAUGAUGAAGGUGACAGGCAUUGCGAGUGUUUUGGCGGUUAUGUGCUUGGGAAGGACGGAAGAACAUGCAUGGCUGCUCUGUCCGCCUCUCUACCUAUUGUUGCGUCACACGUCGUUACACAUCGAAAACAACUGGAUGACACAAUUGAUGUUGAUGGGACAUCGUUGGAUCGACUAAUCGAUAACAUUGAGAACUAUCCUGGAGACGGGACCGAGCGUCCUAUCUCAUCGUAUAGUUUCAGCUUCAAUCGACUGCGUAAAGCUUGCGGCCAUGGGGAAUUUGGCUCGCAUUGUCAGUAUACGUGCAGUGAUUGUAAAAAUGGUGGUUCUUGUAACCACGAUAACUCCACAUGCGAAUGCCCACCAGGAUUCACAGGUGACAUAUGCGACGAUAUGUGCCCGGAUGGAAGAUGGGGAGACGGAUGUAACCAGAUAUGUGGAUGUGAUGGUAAAAGCUGUGAUCCUGUGACAGGAAGUUGCCGUUGUACUUCAGCUGAGGAGUGUCCUCAAGGACCGUGUCCUCCUGGUUUUUACGGACCCAUGUGUGAACUAAAAUGUCGUAUGCAAUGUCCAGAUGGACGCUGUGACCCAGUUUAUGGGUACUGUACUUGUGAAGAGGGAUUAUAUGGAGAGCACUGUGACAAACCAUGUCCGAAUUUUGUCUUUGGACGUAACUGCAGACACACUUGCAAAUGUUCACGAGAGAAUAGCGAGGGUUGUGAUAGCAAGACAGGAAAAUGCAUAUGUCGAGCUGGUUUCUACGGUCCGUUGUGCAAACGACGUUGUCCUAUUGGUUUCUAUGGACCCAGUUGUGCGAAGAGAUGUCAGUGUGCUGAUGGGCAACGCUGUGACGCGGUUACUGGAGACUGUACCAAAAAGUGUCCUCCUGGUUACACUGGAGAGCUUUGUGAUAAAGUGUGUGCACCAGGAACGUACGGUUACGAUUGUGAGCAUCGAUGUAGAUGUUCGAAACCAGGGCAACCUAAAGCAUGUCACCAUGUUACCGGCACAUGUUCAUGCCUUCCAGGACUCACUGGAGUGAUGUGUGAUACACCCUGUCCCGCUGGCCUCUACGGUCCAAACUGUGCCUUUGAGUGUUCUUGCCAGAACGGUGCUGAGUGUAAUGCCAAGGACGGCUCGUGCAUAUGUCCCCCUGGUUUCUAUGGAGCGAGUUGUAGUGAAGUAUGCCCAUCCGGAAGAUUUGGAAUAGACUGUAUGAAACUGUGUAAUUGUCAAAAUGGCGCUGUAUGCAGUCCAGUUGAUGGCAAAUGUGAAUGUCGUCCGGGAUGGAUGGGCGAUAAAUGCGAGAAACCGUGUGAGCAGGGUUUUCAUGGGAAGGACUGCUUAAAACGAUGCGAUUGUGCGGAUAGUAUGCACUGCGACCCUUCAGAUGGUGAAUGUAUCUGUCCACCGGGAAAAAGAGGAGCCAAAUGCGACCAAGAAUGCGAAGCCGGUCAUUUUGGAGCUGGCUGUCGUGGAAUAUGUGUCUGCUCCAAUGGCGCAUCAUGUGACGGUGUAUCCGGAGCUUGUAUAUGCGCCCCUGGAUGGAGAGGGAAAAGGUGCGACCGCCCUUGUCCCGACGGACGUUACGGUGAUGAAUGCCGUUUUAUAUGCGACUGCGCUACCACAAACGAUACGAGUUUGUAUAACCCCUUCGUGGCGAGAUGUGAUCACAUAACUGGAGAUUGUCGCUGUCCUCCAGGAUGGACGGGUCCAGAUUGCGCAACACCAUGUCCUCCGGGAAGGUGGGGAUCCGGCUGUAGCAGCGAGUGUGAUUGCUCAAAUGGAGCUACAUGUGAUCGGCUCACUGGCUUUUGUGAUUGUCCGGCUGGAUUCAUGGGAAAGAAUUGUGAAACAGCUUGUCCAUCUGGAUUAUGGGGAGCAAACUGUAUUCAUCACUGUCUAUGUAUGCAUGACGGCGGUUGCAACCCAAAGACCGGAGAAUGCACUUGCGCAGCUGGAUGGACUGGACCAGCCUGCGAGUUCUUGUGUCCAUUUGGCCAGUACGGACUGAACUGUGAAUUACGAUGUGAUUGCAAAAAUGGGGCCAGCUGUAAUAAAACGACCGGUGAAUGCGAAUGUUUGCCGGGUUGGAGAGGAGAGAGGUGCGACCUCCAGUGCCCAUCUGGCCAUUUUGGUCCAAACUGCGAAGAAGUUUGCGAAUGUGAAAAUGGAGCAACGUGUGAUCCAAUCAGCGGGCAUUGCUCUUGUCAACCUGGAUGGCGAGGGCGGAAGUGUAAUAGACCAUGCCUCAAAGGUUACUUUGGACGCCACUGUUCACAAACAUGUCGAUGUUCGAAUCAAAAGCCGUGUGAUCAUAUAACUGGAAAAUGUCAAUGUCCCAAAGGGUACGCUGGGCAUGGAUGCACGGAGCUAUGCCCGGAAGGGACAUAUGGAGAAGGCUGUCGGAAGAAAUGCGAAUGCCAUGAAAAUGCUGAUUGUGAUCCAAUAAGCGGCAAAUGUUUCUGUAAGCCAGGCUACUUUGGUGAUGACUGCAAAACUGGUUGUGUGCAAGGCCGCUUUGGCGCUGAAUGUUCGGAGCUAUGCGAAUGUGCAAAUGGAGGAGUUUGUGACAAGGAGAAUGGAUCAUGCAUCUGUCCCCCAGGUUUUAUAGGCACGAAAUGUGAUACGCCAUGUCCAGCUGGGCGUUACGGAGACAAUUGCGAAAAAGUAUGUUCUUGCGAGAAUGGCGGCACAUGUGAUCGGUUGUCCGGUCAGUGCAAAUGCGCUCCCGGAUUUACAGGCCUCACUUGUAAUCAGGUCUGCCCGGAGGGACGAUGGGGACCAGGCUGUAAGGACAAAUGUCGAUGCAGUAACGGAGCGCACUGUGAUCCCACAACUGGCGAGUGCAGAUGUAACCUCGGGUAUAUGGGGACCACUUGUGAGCAGAGCUGUCCCUCAGGAAAAUAUGGCUUAAAUUGUACCCUUGAUUGCGAAUGCCAUGGAAAUGCGAGAUGCGAUCCAGUCCAAGGAUGUUGCGACUGUCCGCCGGGCCGGUAUGGAACCAGAUGCCAAUUUGUUUGUCCUGUCGGUUUCUAUGGUUGGUACUGUAGCCAGUCGUGCUCCUGUCAGAAUGGAGCCUCUUGUGAACCAGGAGAUGGGCAAUGCCUGUGUCCCCCAGGGUUUGAAGGAGACCAUUGUGAAUCUUCGUGCAAAAAUGCCACGUACGGCCCUCACUGUCAGCUUAAGUGUGACUGUGGUGAUUAUCCCUGUGACCCACGAGAUGGUACUUGUUUGUGUCCUGUGGGACUCAGUGGUCCCAAGUGCCAGCAAGUAUGUCGUCAAGGGAGAUACGGAGAAAAUUGCCAGCACAAGUGUCAAUGUUAUAAUGGUGCGACGUGCGAUCGAAAGACGGGCCGCUGUAGCUGUGCUCCCGGAUACUUAGGACCUACUUGUCAGCACGAAAUGCGAGAUCCAAACAGUGUAGCGAAACGAGGUGACCUGCCUGAAGAUUGGGAAUGGCGGGCACGACGGCUAAAGCUGGUAAGGCCGGGCACGAAGGCCGGAGCAGAUGUCUUGGAGACAAAGAUGUUUGAAACCAAUGCUAGCAAGGGCAGUGCUGAUGCUACUAAGCUUUAG